AUGGCACCCGGUGCGCUCAAGUCUCGCACGGUGGACUUGGAUUUCUAUCUGCAUCGAGUUUUCCGCAAGACUUCGUUCCGACCUCUUCAGCGAGAAGUGAUUACGGCUGCAGUCGAGGGACAUGAUAUAUUUCUACAGGCGUCCACAUCAUUCGGGAAGAGUUUGUGCUUUCAGUUGCCUGCUGUGGUCAGUCAUGGCGUGACGGUAGUUGUGUGUCCUUUACUGGCGUUGAUGGCAGAUCAAGUCAAUGCCCUCCAAGCUAUUGGUGUAGCAGUGGAGACAAUAAACUCGACAACACCAGUAUUCGAGCGACGUAGGAUCACCGAAGAUCUUCUCUCGGGGCAUCCCAGAGCCCGUCUGCUUUAUGUGACACCAGAAUUAUGCCAGACGCAGACGUUCCGGCGGACUUUGCAGACCGUCCAUGCCCAGGGACAACUUAUGCGGGUUGCCAUCGACGAAGCACACUGCAUUAGUGAAUGGGGACAUGACUUUCGCCCGGCCUAUAAGGAGCUUUCGUGGUUUAGGAAUACCUUGAAGAAUCCGGUUGUCUCCAUUACAGCGGUUACGGCGACGGCGACGCCACGAGUCCGUGCUGAUAUUAUCAGCUUGCUUGGACUGAACGCUGAGCAAAUGAAGAUAUUCAACACACCAUCCGCACGACCUAAUAUCCAUUACGAAGUCAGAUACCUCGAAGACUACGCCGGCGACCCGUUGGCAGCCGAGCCAUUUCAAGUAAACAACCUCAUUUCAUGGCUCAUUUCUAUCGACGCCCGCCGCAGGAAAAGACUAUGCCCAAAAACCACAGAUCUUCCUCCAAUCUCCGGAAUUGUGUAUGUUUGCUUCCGCAAAGCCGCGGAAGAAGUCGCCAAUGCCCUGGUCCACUCUAGCAACGGCCGCAUCAGCGCAAUAGCAUACCAUGCCGGCCUUACCGCCGAAGAACGAAUGAAUAUCCAGGCAAUGUGGACUUCUCCACGCCCCUUCUCAGCACCAGAACCACAGGAACCAGAUAAACCACCACCAAGCUUCUCCAUUAUCGUCGCGACGACGGCCUUUGGCAUGGGAAUUGAUAACCCCUGUGUCCGGUUCGUCGUGCACUGGACUCCGCCUAAGAGCUUCGAAAGUUUCGUACAGGAGUCCGGUCGUGCAGGGCGUGAUGGCCGCGCCGCAGCGUCGAUUGUCUACUACAACACGCAGGAACGAGAGAGAAUGUAUGACCGGCUCAAGCGAACGGCGCAGGAUGCCCCAAAUCGCGGGAUAAAGAAGGCCGCAUCACAGGCAAAUCUCCAAGCGCAACUAGAGAGUUUCUCGAAGGUAGUGCGGUAUUGCGAAACGACGCAUCGAUGCAGACAUGAGAUGAUCAUGGAGCUUUUUGGGGACUACGAGCUUGAGAGGCUACGUGCGAACCAGGGUAACUCUGGGUGUGGGACUGUGAAGUUGGAGAAGUCGUCUCCGUGCGACUAUGCUUGUGAUAUCUGCAAGGAAGGACCGAAGGCGGUUGCUGUGCGUAAGUCGAGGAUGGUCACGGAGAGUGCCCCAGAGGAUUUUGUUGAACCGGGGAUGGCGCAGAUUAUGCAGCUCAUGUUUCCAAGGGCUUUUCAUUAG
Molecule: messenger RNA, 1602 nt
Organism: Aspergillus chevalieri
Lineage: Eukaryota; Fungi; Ascomycota; Eurotiomycetes; Eurotiales; Aspergillaceae
Product: putative RecQ family helicase RecQ
Exons: 4
Coding region: 1-1602 (533 amino acids)
Biological process (GO): double-strand break repair via homologous recombination
Cellular component (GO): cytoplasm; chromosome
Molecular function (GO): ATP binding; four-way junction helicase activity; nucleic acid binding
Source: RefSeq, a predicted model, not a curated record